Molecule: messenger RNA, 760 nt
Organism: Ooceraea biroi (clonal raider ant)
Lineage: Eukaryota; Metazoa; Arthropoda; Insecta; Hymenoptera; Formicidae
Gene: Nxt1
Product: NTF2-related export protein 1
Biological process (GO): nucleocytoplasmic transport
Source: RefSeq, a predicted model, not a curated record
UUGGUAGUAAUUAGGGAGGCUUUCCGUCAUCGUGUUUCGCUUCUCGAUCUUUUCGAAGUAAUUGCAUUGUGUUUAUAAAUGCAAUAAUAAGCGUGCUAAAAUUAUUAUAACAUAAAGUUAUAAAUGUACGGAGAUUAAAUAACGCCAAAGAUGGAACAGGACUUAAAAGCUAAAAUCGAUCAAGCCUGUCGCACUGCGGAGGAAUUCACAAAAUUGUAUUAUGAGUCUCUGGAUAAGCGGAGAUAUUUAAUUUUAAGAAUGUACAUGGACACCGCAACUCUGAUAUGGAAUGGAAAUGGAGUGGAAGGCAAGGACAAUAUACAAAAAUUCUGGACAGAUCUGCCACCAUCCGAACAUACCAUUACUACCCUCGACGCUCAGCCAAUUACAAGCCCAGAGAUUGCCAGCCAGCUAACAUUUCUCGUCAAAGUCGGUGGACUGGUGAAAUAUGAAGAAAAAAGUUCCAAGGCGUUCAACCAAACCUUUCUAAUUACGGCUAUGGGUGACAAGUGGAAAAUCGUGAGCGAUUGUUUCCGAGCGCAAGAACUAUUGGAUAAUACAAGUACGAGUACGAGUACGAGUACAAGUACAAGUUAAUGUAGCAAUAGACAGCAAUUAAAAAUAAGUAGAUAGCGUUACAAUACUGAGCCUAGAUAAUAAGAUUGCUGUUUUAUAUUUUAUAUAAUAAAGUGUAUGACUACGAGCCAUAAAAUCACUAUUGUAAAAUAUGUAAUUUUUAUUAAAUUAUCUAUCACGCAAA